Molecule: messenger RNA, 976 nt
Organism: Hibiscus syriacus
Lineage: Eukaryota; Viridiplantae; Streptophyta; Magnoliopsida; Malvales; Malvaceae
Product: zinc finger protein WIP6-like
Exons: 2
Coding region: 107-976 (289 amino acids)
Biological process (GO): anatomical structure development; regulation of gene expression
Cellular component (GO): nucleus
Molecular function (GO): DNA-binding transcription factor activity
Source: RefSeq, a predicted model, not a curated record
UUUAAUGCUUUAUUCAUAGCUUUCUCGUCCCCGCUAAACUUUCUUCUCCGGAAGACCAAAAUCUCUUAGUUUUCUCGUGUAGCAGUAAAUUACCACAAUCAUCAGCAUGCAAUCUCCUACCUUCACCUACAAUAAUAUAUCCCCCAGAGAAAGUUCCUGCCAUGAUGCUGAUAAUCUAGAAGAUGAUGAUUCCAUAACCUUAUCUCUUGGUCCUCCUGGACAAGCCCCAUGCAUGCCCAAAUACCCUUUGUCAUAUCCUUCAAGCAAGGUCCCCAACUGUCCAAACCCUACGAGUGCUCAUCAUGAAAGUGGUGUCACAUUUGCCCUUCACAUUGGGCCACCAACACUUGACACCAGCUCUAGCAACUCUAAUUACAUUGGUAACACUAACAGUCUUGUUGAAGAAAAGUACUGGAUUCCUUCUCCCGCGCAGAUCCUUGUUGGUCCCACUCAGUUCUCUUGCAGUGUCUGCAACAAAACCUUCAAUAGAUACAACAACAUGCAGAUGCAUAUGUGGGGGCAUGGAUCUCAGUAUCGAAAAGGCCCGGAGUCCUUAAGAGGAACAAAACCAGCUUCGUCUAUGCUGAGACUUCCUUGCUACUGCUGUGCUGAGGGUUGCAAAAACAAUAUAGAGCACCCAAGAUCUAGACCGUUAAAGGAUUUCAGAACUUUGCAGACACAUUACAAGCGAAAGCACGGAGCAAAGCCUUUUGAGUGCCGAAAAUGUGGUAAGCCCUUUGCAGUUAGAGGGGAUUGGAGAACACACGAGAAGAACUGCGGGAAGCUCUGGUUUUGCAUUUGCGGGUCAGAUUUCAAACACAAAAGAUCCCUCACAGACCAUGUUCGUGCCUUCGGAGAUGGCCACGCACCGCAUUCUGUUGAGUACUGUGAGGUUGAAGUAGAAGAUGAGGAGGAGGACGAUGAUAAUGAUGAUGACAAUGAUGAGGGGAGUCAUAACCCUCUUUUCUUCUAUUAA